This is a messenger RNA of Lutra lutra (Eurasian river otter), 437 nucleotides long. RefSeq names its product RNA polymerase II, I and III subunit L (gene POLR2L). The transcript has 2 exons. Bases 29 to 316 code for a protein of 95 amino acids. NCBI's taxonomy places the organism in Eukaryota, Metazoa, Chordata, Mammalia, Carnivora, Mustelidae. Gene Ontology annotation, cellular component: RNA polymerase II, core complex; RNA polymerase I complex; RNA polymerase III complex. Gene Ontology annotation, biological process: transcription by RNA polymerase I; tRNA transcription by RNA polymerase III; transcription by RNA polymerase II. The record is from RefSeq and is a predicted model, not a curated record. Gene Ontology annotation, molecular function: DNA binding; DNA-directed RNA polymerase activity; zinc ion binding.
GGAACGGGACGCCCUCUCCCCCCGCGCCAUGGACGCGCCCGAGGCGGGGCCGGCUCCGCGGCGGAAGCGCCGCCAGAUCCGGCCGUGCGGGCGCUGCGUUGCCGCCGCCGCCAUGAUCAUCCCGGUGCGCUGCUUCACCUGCGGCAAGAUCGUCGGCAACAAGUGGGAGGCCUACCUGGGGCUGCUGCAGGCCGAGUACACCGAGGGGGAUGCCCUGGACGCGCUUGGCCUGAAGCGUUACUGCUGCCGCCGCAUGCUGCUGGCGCACGUCGACCUGAUCGAGAAGCUGCUCAACUACGCGCCCCUGGAGAAGUGAGGGUCUGGCGCCCCCUGCUCCCCGCGGGAGGCUUACCCCGCCUGCCGGCCCUGCCCUCCGCCCUUGGGCCUGUGUCUCUGCUCCGCGGGCAGCUGUCCAGUAAAGGUCUUCGCAGAACCGA